Messenger RNA from Lasiodiplodia theobromae, 894 nucleotides. RefSeq names its product 2-dehydropantoate 2-reductase family protein. NCBI's taxonomy places the organism in Eukaryota, Fungi, Ascomycota, Dothideomycetes, Botryosphaeriales, Botryosphaeriaceae. The transcript has a single exon. Gene Ontology annotation, cellular component: cytoplasm; mitochondrion. The record is from RefSeq and is a predicted model, not a curated record. The coding region runs from base 1 to 894 and encodes 297 amino acids. Gene Ontology annotation, biological process: pantothenate biosynthetic process. Gene Ontology annotation, molecular function: NADP binding; 2-dehydropantoate 2-reductase activity.
AUGCGUACCACGGAACAAAAGCUAGAGGAGCGCAGCGGCUACAACGCCGAAGUCUUGAAGGACGGCGCCUGGAUCCGUCCAACUGCGCAAGGAAGCGGCGAGACGUCCAAUGGCGAGGGCUGGCAGGUAGCAGAUGAACCCAUUCAGAACCUCAUCGUCGCCACGAAAACCAUUCACACCGUUCAAGCCCUGCGACCCCUCCAGCAUCGGCUGAAUGCUAAAUCCAACAUUCUAUUUUUGCAAAAUGGCAUGGGCAUGGUCGAGGAGGUCAAUGAGAAAUUGUUCACGGACGAAAAAACGAGACCGCAGCUUCUCCUCGGCGUCAUCACCCACGGCGUCGGUAUGGAGUCGCCGUUCAACAUUGUCCACACUGGCUUUGCUGCAACGUCUGUCGGCCCGGCAUCCCCGGACAUGGAUACCUCCAAAAAUUAUCUCCUCAGCGCUCUUCCGGACAGCCGUCUCCUCAACGCCACCGCCUAUUCUUUCGAGGGCAUUCUGCAGAUGCAGCUGAUCAAACUGGCCAACAAUUCCAUCUGUAAUCCACUCUGCGCGCUCAACGAUGCGAAAAUGGGUAUUCUGCUGGAAGAACGCUGCCGGGAUCUGAUCCGAGAGCACUUUACUGAGUGUUCCAAGAUCGUCUGUGCUAUGCCCGAGGUUCAGGGCGUGGAAGGAGUCAAGGAACGAUUCUCAGCUGACAACCUCGAGGCGACCAUGAAUGGCAUUUGGUACAACAAUCGCGAGACGACCUGCUCCAUGGUAUGGGAUGUGCGUGCUGGACGGGAAACGGAGAUCAGGUUCAUCAACGGAUACUGGCUGCGUAGGGGAAGAGAGCUGGGGAUCGAGACUCCGGUCAAUUCGAUGCACUACCGGCAGAUUCUGGAGAAACAUCCAUGA